Molecule: messenger RNA, 9157 nt
Organism: Haliotis rufescens (red abalone)
Lineage: Eukaryota; Metazoa; Mollusca; Gastropoda; Lepetellida; Haliotidae
Product: protein jagged-1-like
Exons: 23
Coding region: 444-4073 (1209 amino acids)
Biological process (GO): multicellular organism development; Notch signaling pathway; cell communication
Cellular component (GO): membrane
Molecular function (GO): calcium ion binding; Notch binding
Source: RefSeq, a predicted model, not a curated record
CCGGACGCUUCCCUUUCCCUCCCUCCGCUAGCGGCUGCUCAGCUCGUGCAAUAACGCGAUUGAACACAGCGAGUGCCAGCCCCUUUAAUUGAACGACCGAGCAUGCGCACAGUGCAACUGACUAAAAAUACUAGCAUCUGUCGGUCGCUAUACUUUCCCACACCAUUAGGUAGUGGAAACACUUUUUGUACAAGUUUCCGAUACUUGCUGACUACCUGAGGGGAUGUCAUUUUGCAUUCUUUUCAGCAGCGGUGAAUUAUUUUUGCCGCUUUGUGAAGAUGGGUGAAAAGUGAUAUUUGAAACGCGUUUCAGGGUAGGAAUGUAUGCGAGCACAAGAGUGGGGCCGACUUGUGUACUAUCUCAAGGGCUGGAACAGGUAUGCUUUGAAAAGCAUAGUAAACCCGAACGUCUACAACGACUAUUGCAGACUUGGCCUUUAAACUAUGUUUUGCCUCCACUGUUGCACUGUCGUCGUUGUUGUCGUGAUGCAAGUGUGUUCGGGGUCGGGGGUGUUCGAGCUGGGUGUCCUCUCUGUCAACAACCCCCGGGGGGAGCUCGCCAGCGGGGUGUGUUGUUCCGGGGGUAGGGGGAAGGAGGGGGUGUGCAGCACCCCUUGUAAGACCCAGUUCCGAGCCUGUCUCAAGGAAUACCAAUCUCGGGUGACACCCGACGGGACUUGUACGUUCGGGAAUGUGUCAAGCCUUGUCCACCACGGAAAUUCCUUCACCCUCCCGGAGGGAACCGGCAACACUCUGGAAUUACCCUUUAACUUUGCUUGGACCAGAUCAUACACAUUGAUAGUGGAGGCGUGGGACGUUGAACGAGAUGACGGGGCCUCCCUCAUAGAACGCGCAUCUCAUAAGGGCAUCAUUCUCCCCGGUCAAGCCUGGCACACCAUCACCCACAACGGCGCCACUGCACGACUCACCUUCCGAAUCCGGGUCGUGUGCGACACCCACUACUACAACACAACGUGCACCAAAUUCUGUAGGCCUCACAAUGACCUGUUCGGACAUUACAAGUGCGACUCUAACGGAGACAAGAACUGCAUGAAUGGCUGGAUGGGGCAAGAAUGCGAAACAGCUAUCUGCAUACCCGGAUGUCACGCAGUUCACGGUUCUUGCGAGAGACCGGGAGAAUGCAGGUGCGCCUACGGGUGGCAGGGCGACCUCUGUGAUCAGUGUAUCCCGUACCCGGGGUGUAGGCACGGCUCUUGUAAUGGCUCUCCGUGGCAAUGUGUCUGUCAUCUCAACUGGGGAGGCAUUCUAUGUGACAAAGAUCUCAACUUCUGUGGCCGCCAUCAUCCUUGUCGCAACGGCGGUCUGUGUCGUAACAUCAACCCCGAUGAGUAUGCAUGUACUUGUCCCAAAGGCUUCUCGGGAAGGAACUGUGAAAUAGCUGACCAUGCAUGUACAUCGUCACCAUGUGUGAAUGGGGGCAAGUGUGUGGAGAUACACACCGGCUUUGUCUGCAACUGCCCUCCCGGCUGGACCGGUACCAAGUGUGACAUCAAUGUUAACGAGUGUGCAUCCAAUCCAUGUCUCCACAAUGGUACCUGUGUUGACCAAGACAACAGCUACGACUGCGAGUGCCCCGAGGGGUGGCAGGGGCCCCACUGUCAGCUGGAUGCGGACGAGUGCAGUGGCAGUCCGUGUGUCAACGCGUACGCAUGUCACAACCUGGUUGGAGGCUACACAUGUGACUGUCAGCCUGGUUGGACAGGGAAGAGAUGUGAUCAAAAUGUGGAUGACUGUGCUGCUGUCAAGUGUCUUAAUGGUGCAUCGUGUGUGGACUUGGUGAAUGGUCACUACUGUGCGUGUAUCCCAGGAUACACUGGGGCUCGGUGUCAGAUCGAGAUCAACGAGUGUGCAAGUAACCCGUGUCGGAAUGGAGCCACGUGCCGCAACCAGCUGGCUGCCUACUCCUGCGACUGCCAUGAUGGCUACACUGGGGUCAACUGUGAGAUUGAUAUGGACCCCUGCAACCCCAACCCCUGCAAGCACGGGUCCAGCUGCUUCAACAUCCAGGGCGACUUCUACUGCCACUGUCGUGACGGGUUUGACGGCAAGGACUGCUCCCAGAUGCGAUCUACAUGUGCAGAACAGUCGUGUGAAGUGAUUGACAGUUGCACCAUUUCCAUCCCGUCGAACGAGUCCGUGGGCGGGUUCCGCCUCAUCUCGUCCAGCGUCUGCGGCCACCACGGCAUCUGCAUCAGCCAACCCAGCGGCCGCUUCUCGUGUGCGUGUGAGACGGGGUACACAGGAACCUACUGUCACGAGAACAUAGACGACUGUGCCAGCAACCCUUGUCAGAACAAUGGGACGUGCAUCGACGGCGUCAACUCCUACCAGUGCAUCUGCAUGGACGGCUGGGAAGGGGCGCUCUGCAAUAUCAACCGCAAUGACUGUGAGACCAACCCUUGCCGUAAUGGUGGCUCGUGUGUGGAUGACUUCGGCCAGUUUGUGUGCCAGUGUAUCAAUGGCUGGAAGGGCAAGACCUGCACUCUCACUGACAGCCACUGUGACGACACCACCUGCUCCAACGGAGGCAGCUGCGCGGACGUGGGCAACACCUUCGCCUGUGACUGCCAGGAUGGCUGGGUGGGGAACACCUGUCAGAGGCCGGCGGUGUACAGCUGCGACUCCUCCCCAUGCCGCUACGGCGGCACCUGUGUCAACAGUGGCGACAGCUUCACCUGCAUCUGCCGCGAUGGCUACGAGGGGCAGACCUGUGAGAAAAACAUCAAUGACUGCAACCCGUUUCCAUGCUACAAUGGUGGUACGUGCAUCGAUGACGUUAACUGGUACGUGUGUCGCUGUGCCAGGGGGUUCUCCGGUCCGGACUGUCGUGUCAAUAUCAACGAGUGUGCCUCCAGUCCGUGCACUUAUGGCAGCACAUGUAUUGAUGGCAUAGGAGAGUUCACCUGUAUCUGCCCCCCUGGGAGGACCGGAGACAGGUGUCAGACAGUGAUUGGCCAGAUUGCUUCCCCCAAUUCGUGUGUUCACGACCGGCGUAUUUACGGUGACGGGAGCCAGUGGGAGCACCAGUGUAACUCGUGUAUCUGUGACAAUGGCAAGGUCACCUGCAGCAAGAUCUGGUGUGGUCCGCGCAACUGUCUGUCUCACCCCAACACCUCGGAGCCUGUGGUCCACUGCAUGAACGACGAGACCUGCGUGGUGCAGACCAAGGAGAUCUGCUUCACCCCGCCCUGUCUGCCCUGGGGGCAGUGCAAGAAGGUGGACCACAUCAAGGACCCCGUCCCCCAGGGGCUGGAGACAGCCUGCACCCCCAACUCUGCCAACCUCGGCAACAACUGUGCCAAGAUCACUCUCGUCUUUGACAAAUCAAAAAUGCCUAUGGGUGUGUCUGUGGAGACAAUCUGCAACACUCUACGUCAGCUUCCCGUGCUGAGGAAACUAGCCAAUCACGAUGCUCUGUUCAUCAUGUGCGGGAUCAAGGAGGGUCAAGUGGACACAGUCGAGGUCACACUGUCCACAAAUGUGGCGAGUGGUGAGAUGGACCCCUUGAUCCACACGGCCAUUGACCGUGUGACCGAUGUGGUCAGCCACAAGCAGAGUAACAGUAGCGCCCUCUCAGCGGUCAGGGAAAUCCGGGUGGAGACAACGAUUGUCGACAGAGGCACAAGACCCAGCUACCUGAUUCCUUUGGUGUGUUCUAUCAUGGGCAUCAUCGGGGUUACCAGCAUCAUCAUGCUUGUCAUCUGGCAUCAUCGGCGACAACGUGCGCGGAGGAAGCGACUUGAGAGUUACACAAACUACCAAAAGACUAAUAAUGAAAAUGAGCAAAAUAUCCGAAGGUACCGGAAUCCAUUGUUUGGCACAGACAAGGGUGGUGGAACAUCAAAAAACAUCUCGGCAACAGAGUUGCGAGAUAUUGAUUUAGAAAAAUAUGAAAAAAGUCCCCGGAGAGAUCCGACCCAGACUGACUCGUCAACAGACUUUAAUGACUUCCGAGAAAAUACCCCUCCUCCGAAAACCUCUCACAAGAAGGAUAUCAACAUUGAGAUUGACAUCUCAAGGACUCUAGCCAGUGACAGAGAGGUGAUAGUGUAGAAGGUGUCCCAGUCAGGAUUUGGUGCAUUUCAUCGUCAUAGUGUUCAACAUUUCAUGGUCCAUUUUGUUCACGCUCAUUGCUCCACAGUAUUCAUGCUCAUUUCAUCGUAGACAAAGCCUAGAGCACUGUUUUGCCAAAGACGUUGGAAGAUUCUAGAUUUCAGUGUGCUUUGUGUUGGAAUAUGGUUUCGUGUUUUUACUCUCGUACUUGUAAUUCAAAUGUUCAAUCAACAUCAGAGAGACAGGGAUCUCAACCAUGAUCAUGUGACCACAGGACAGCCAAUCACAAUAUAUUUACAGGUCACAUGACAUGUAUCAGCCAGUUAUUACUGAGCACAUCUGUGGAUGUGUGUCUCCAGGCAGCAGACAUUUGCUUCUACAUUCAUCAUAAUCUCCUUAUAUGGAAUUAUAUCCAUUAUAUGGAAGUUCAACGAGUGAGAUGUUGUUGUGCCACCGUGGUUUCUGAUGUAAACACAAACAAGUUAGGAAGGAAUUCUUGGAACAAGUUGAAAAGACAUCCUUGAUGCCUUGAUGUUAAGAUGGCUUUUGAAUGCCAGUGUUUCGAAAUGGCAUUAUUUGAAGACUGGUAGAAUCAUUUCUUGUUACUGUGAAAUGGUACUUCAUUUCUACUGAGUUUAAGUUUAUUUGCUUCAGGCAACAUAACAUCAGGAAGAUGGAACAAAUUUUUCGUAAUGUUUUUUGGUGGGAUAAAAUGUUAUGGUUUUGGAACUUAUUUGAAACGUGUUUUGUUUCAAUUUUGCAUUGCAUGAGGAAAUUAUACAUAACUGUUUCCAGGAUAUUGGGAAGUAUGUGGAGUUAAAGAUGAAAUAAGUAAUUGAUAUUGGUUCUUAUUUUCCCUAUUUACCAGCAGAUAUUGACAAUGCUAUAUGUUUAAGUCAACCAUCAGUAUAGCAUUAUGGUUAUUAUGGUUUUUUUCCAGAGAAUGGGUGUUAUUACAUCCUCACUGUUGUUACUGUUGUUUUAGGAAUAAUAUUUAAAUUUUUUUACCUUUUUAAUUUGCAAGUGUAUAAUAUUCAUGAAAUGAACCAUAAAGACAGUUUUUGUUUUUGAAUUAAUUCAGGUUUUGAAUUUUAGCUAAAAAUGUAAAUUGUUACGCCUAAGAAAAAUUUGCAAGUUUUAAUUCUAUAUUUAUGAUUGUUCCAUGUUCUGAAUGUAUAUUAAUUAAAUACAUGUACUUUCUGUAAUUGUGAUGACCGGUAAAGCAUUUCUGCUACAUUGAUAUAUUUAUUUACAAAUGAUAUAUGUAUAUAGGGACACCAAGAGGAGUGGCUAGGGCUUCAUCUAUCAAUUUGAAAAUUUGUCCAUGAUGUUAUUUGGUUCAAAAUGCAAUUUCAGGAAGUGUUCAAGAAUAGAUCAAAUCUACUUUCUAAGGCCAGACUAAUAAUUUGUCUUAGGUUUACAGAUUUUGGUUGGUAGGUUAAAAACAUAAUAUGAACAGGAUUUUUUUAAUCAUAAAGUUUGAUUUGGAUCAGUAGGUGAUUUAAAAGUAAUGGGUUAUAACUGGAAAAAAUGUGGUUAUAUAUAAAAAUCCAAUGGAUUUUGUUCAUUGUAAAAGUGAUUUUUUACCAUCGGUAUUAAUGUUACCCUUAUCAUUCUAAUGUAAUUUUUUUUCUGAAUUUUCGAUUUAUAAGGUCUCGUAAUCAAGAAGAGAAAAGUCAGGCCGUAGAUUCUAAAUUUAAUGAUUCUGUGAACAUGGAUAAAGAAAUACAGUAUAUUUAUAAGCAAGCCAAAACUAAAAAAACACAAAACAAUCUGAAACCGUCUUAAGAUUUUCAAGAUUUUCUAGAUGAAACCCUAAAUCACCAUGAUAGUAACUAGCAACCUAUUUAUUAAGUGUAAAUUUUUAUUGGAAUGUAUAAUUAAUUUGUAUGAGGUAUGUUCAGAUUGUUCUGAACUGAAGCAGCUAAUGUGCUCCUUCCAUCUGAAUGGUUGAACAUUCUUUGACAUCAAAUAUGAUUUGAUGUGUAUCAGCCGUACUGAAACUUAGCCUUGUCUCAACAUGUGUUACUGAAACAAAACAGAAAACUUGGUGACGAGCUGUAGGGACAUGUUUUGGCUUUUCAGUGCUUAAGAUUGUGACAUCCCUUAUAAAACAUUUCCCAGUAACCACUGCCUACAUAUGGACUUGGGCAAACAGCCUACCAGGCAUAAAUUAACCUUGUUUAAAAACCAGAUACGGCCAGACUACCUGUGAAGAUCCGGGUUAGAAUUAGUUUUCAGCAACCCAUGCUUGGUGUAAGAGGCGACUAACGGGAUCGGAUGGUCAGGCUCGCUGACUUGGUGGAUGCAUGUCAUUGUAUCCCUAUUGAGUAGAUUGAUGCUCAUGAUGUCAAUCACUGGAUUGUCUGGUCCAGACUCAAUUAUUUUACAGAACGCCAUCAUAUAGCUGCAAUAUUGCUGAGUGUGGCGUUAAACAACUUACAAACAAAUCUAGGGUCAGAUUCAUUUUGGUGUACAGAUUUGAUCGGCCAAUGUUUCAACAUCCAGGAAGCGAAAUAUGUUAUGGCCAUGGUUGGUUCAAGGACAUUCAAAAAGUAAAAAAAAUUAAUGAUUAAAGAAUCAGGAUACUUUUGAGAUAUGUAAGGCGAGAAGUUUUGGCUCUUGGCAAGAACCUCAAAUUAAAAUGGAAACUAACAUACAGACAUUCAGGCAUAUAUCCCGUCAGGAACAUGGCUAGAAAUGUUGGAAUUUUUUUUCCAUUUGGAACAUUUUGGAUCAGCUUGUUCAACAUAAUAAACAUUAGUCUGUCAUUUGAAAGAACAACAUGCAUAUUGAGUGAAAUAACUAGAAUAUGUAUGUUGAACAUAAGACCAAGCUGUAUAAAAAUUUCAGAUUUUCCACUGAAUAUUCAGUUUCUCCGACAGCCUCACUGACUUGGUUGAUGCAUGUCAUUGUCUCCCAACUGCGUAGAUUGAUGCUCAUGAUGUCCAUCACUGGAUUGUCUGGUUCAGACCGUGGUACAGCUGGAAUAUUGCUGUGUGCUGCGUUAAACAACAAAUUAAGUCUCUCUGACUCAACACUCUCAUGAAGGUGUUUCCAGCCUGAUUUGUUCAGAAAAUCAAUAAAAUGAGAAAUAUAUUGAUCUCCUCUAAAUUAGAAAGAUAAUGUUCACAAAGGUUUAUUAUGAACACAUCUGUUGAGGAAGGGUAGUUUCAUGUGGGGCUUACAAGCAAUGGUCAGCGACACCAGUCGUUAAAAACUGACCUUCACCUUUAAACUGCUGUUUAUGGAAUUGUUUUUUUAUAUCACCAAAUUGAGUUUGUAUAUAUGUAAAUACAAGUGUACAUGUGCCGUUAUUUAUGGAGUGAGUGAAAUAGAUAUCAUCAGAAGUCAUUUCCGUCAGUAUUGUACAAACUGGGGUUCAGUACACUCUAAUGUAUUGUCUUGUGUUGAGAAUUCAGUCUGUGGAAAUCCAUACUGUUCUUAUUGGUAGUGUCAUAAUUCUAAAGGAUCCUGAGGGUACAGUAUCUUGGACCUCUUGUAUCGUGAUCCUGACAGUACGGUACCUCGGACGUCCUGUAUUGUGUUAGCUGUUUAGUGAUUAUACAGACUAGCUAAAUUAACAUGCUACUUUCCUUACUAAACAUUAACCCAACAUCAAACAGAAUUAUAAAAAUAGUUCACAUUUAAAAAGAAUUGAAGUCACAAUUGAAAUGCGAGAAACGGUUUGGGGGUAUUUUGGGAAUAGUUUGGAAGUGUCUCAUCAUUCUAGGGUGUAGCUUCUUUCUUUCAUCAGAAUUUUAAUAUAAGGUGCUUUAAAAGUUCUAUGAGAACCUGAUUAUGCAGCUGAGGUUAAGGAAAGAAUAACACUCAUGGCAUCUCAGAAGGUCAGCAUGCAGAUCUUGGUUUAUGGUGAAGUAAAUACAAUCAUAUCAGAUUAUGUUAGGUCCCAGUGAUGAUGAUGAAGCCCGCAAGAGGACAGCAUCAGUUGUAACCAUGUAUUUAUUGUACCCAGCGACUUCUUAAUCCCUCCAAAUAUUGUGCUGACUCGUGACUUUCCACGACAUGUUGUCCGCAAUUUGCCCGCAAGUUGCCAUGAUUAAUGCUUCUUGUUCUAACUAACAUUACAUGUUGUGAUGUGAACGUCUCUCGGAGCGGUCAACAACGUGUCUCGCCAACAACAGCGCAAACAGCAGCAGCAGCAGCAGCUAAUCCGUCGACUAAACAAAGGCAGCUACGUUCAUGACCAAAGACAUGAACCAUUGUCCCAUCAUUCGAUACCUAGUAUCAAACCACAAAUUUUGUUAUAUCCAUCAUGAGAAACAAGGGGAGUUAUAAACUUCAUUCAUGUUUUGUAUUUUUGAUGAUAGAAAAAAAUCUGGAAGAGAUUUUUCAUAAUGUCAAAAUUACGCCCACUUUGUCUUGUAUUGCCAUUACUAGGGAUCCUCGUUGACUGACGCUCUGAAUGCUGCACGUCAUCUCGUCAUCUCCAACAUGUAAUUGUAGCACUUGUCCCACAAUGCAAUGCUGAUUGUCCAGACUGUCUUGACCUUGGCAACGUGUUGCUUUGAUGUGUUGAUGGCCUAGCCAAAAUCUGCUUUAUCUGUCUUGUGAUGUGCAGCGUAGGAGACACCAUGGUAACAAUAUUGAUUGAGAUGCAGUCUUUACCAAUUUGUGGAAAUUUGUUAACAGAUGGAUAGUUACAAAGAGUAGCUUUCAAAACAUAUCAUGGGUGAAAUGUAUGCAAAUAAUACAAUUAGGAAUCUUUGUAUGUGUAAAAUUUCGUAAAAGUAUCGAUGCUAGUAAUAUGUUUAAGAAACUCAGCAUUGUAUAUUUAUGAUAGAUCUUGUAAUAAUUAUUUUACAAAAAUUGUAAUUUAGUUUUGAAGUCCACCUUCCUAUCUUCCACUGUGUCCCAUGCUACAGGAUGUCUUGUGAUUGGCAGUUGAUGUUUCAUGUUAAGUUGUCCUGUUGUCCUCAUCAGCGAUGUUGAAGCGAGCGUGUAUCAAUGUGUGUGUGUACUUAAUGCCUCAUCGAUUUAGUUACAUUUUGGUGAUAUAAUUUCAACAGAGAGUUGAAACUGCACGUCUUCAUCAAAAUAAAACAAUAAAAAUGUGAAGAUUA